Messenger RNA from Linum trigynum, 6196 nucleotides. NCBI's taxonomy places the organism in Eukaryota, Viridiplantae, Streptophyta, Magnoliopsida, Malpighiales, Linaceae. The record is from the annotation of a GenBank genome assembly.
GUCUCAUACACGUGAAGUGUGAAUCCGAAUGUUUAAUUUGAGUUGGAUCAUGAGUUAGAUAGAUGUAAAUUGGUUUGAACUUAGGGUUAGAUAAAUAAGGAGCGGCAAAUCAACUCCUCGCCAAAAGUUGGUAAAUAAACAUUUUGGGAAUGAAAAGAUAAAGAGAGGAUGGUAUGGCUAAUGAACUUAGCCUUGGGGGAGAGAUGAUUGUUAUCGCUUUGAGCCAGUUACAAAAGAAUAACAAGAAGUUUUCACAUAGUUUUAAAAUUAUGAUCGAUUUAAGUGAGUUUUAGAGAAAAUGUAGACACGAUGUGUUGAGAAUGACGCGAGAUCGAGUGUGUUGAAUGAAGAAUCUUAGUACUCUCCUUCAUGGCACACGCAUGGCAUAUAAUACCUGGCACCCCAAAUAGGUUAAGACCUAAUCGAGCAAAGUCGUCAUCCUGGAUAGGACCGUUAAGACUUAAGCUUGCAAACUAUUUAAAAGGUAAGGAAUUCAGAGAUACAAACUCAUUCAGGUGGCGUACGACGUCUCUUUGAUGGUAAGGAUGACAACUAAGGAACCUUAUAGCUAAAAGCUCCAACAAUGAAUGCAAAAAAAUAGAACGUUCAAUCUUGUACCUCAAAUGAUUCUCGUUGGUCUCAUUAUUCUAUGGUAAUUUCGAACUCUAACAUGAUAACUCUUAGGAAGGAGAAGAAGACGAUAAAUCUUCAUAAACAUCUAGUUAAUAAAUAAAAAAUAUGUUUCGAUAUUCCGUUAAGAUUUGUUAAGAUAUAAUGUACCCAUAUGUUGGUUAUUUGGUCCUCUAAUGGUUAGUAAGUAGUACCACAAGGAAAUGGACACAUUAAUUGAUAUAGUGAUCGAAGUUUCCUCCUUUGACCAACCGCCAACGUUUUCACUGUACCCUUAAUAAAUUUCCAACUAUGGUAAGUUUAUUAUUAUUUUGCAUUUAAGGACACAUUUAGGAUAAUAUUCUAACUGUCAAAUAGAAUAAUAUGUUUCUCCCCUUUGUAUAAUAAAUAACAGUAAAAAACCCAUUUUUUCCUUUUAAUUUUUAUUACAUUAUUUUACCGUAUGUGACAUUGAACCUAUAACGGAAAGGCAAUUAAGUGGUGUAGUGUUCAUAUCGUGGAAAGGACAUAAUAAUUAAUUAAUUGAUUGAUUUAAAUAAAAAAAUGAAUGAAUAAAGAAAUGGGGUGCAAGUCCCAUGUUGGUCGACCUUAUCCUAUUAGUGAAAGACAGAGAUAAGCUUAUAAGAGAAAAAGACCGACUUUCCCUUUUAUUAUUUGUUUUUUUUUAUAAAUUAAACAUGGUGGUGGUGGUAGGGCAAAUCAAGUUUGACUCAAAGAAAUUCACUUUUUGGAUAAUAUAGUUUAGAAUCCUAGUUGUAUUUUUCUUUCAUCUAGUGAUACUAUUAUAAGAUAGAUUAAAAAUAUGAAUCUAAUCAAUUUCUGAAUUAGGGAAAAGUUUUUUUUUAAAUCUAGUUCGGUGUUCAAAUUUUGCUACUUAGAAAAGAAAAAUCCAUGCUGUUUGAUAUUAUAUUAUCUCAUUUGACUUAACCAGUCAGAUAAAUUUUCUCUAAGUUAAAUAUGUGUUCUUUCAAUCAUUUAAAUUUUUUAUCAGGCGAGCCAACUAUUUAUGAUCGACUCUUUUUUAUUUUUCAACUCAAUGAAUAUUUAAUGCAUUUACCAGCAACAUACUGCGGAAUGUACAUUCACCAACAAAGGGAAGAUAUAUUUUUGCUGCUGAGAUCAGUGAAGGUUCACCGAUUUAAACCUUGUAGUUUGUAUUUUGCAAAACUCGUUAUUCUUUUCUUUGUACAUAGAUAGAUAAUAUUAUUAGAAGUUUCUAUAAAAAAACAUAAGUAGAAGUUUAGUUAGGUCACUUAACCUCCAAUACAACUAUACAUAUUAUUCCUUUUGUUCAUAUUUUGUACUAAUCUCUUCACCACUCCAAAAUCACUUAUCCAUAUGGAUUAGGAUUGAGUUUUAAUGUUUUUGUCCUUGAGUUAACACAAGGAAAGUUCAUCAACAACAUUUUCUCAACAACAUAUAUAUGGAAACAAGCAUCAACCCCUAAUUUAAAUUAUUAACACUAAACCUAUAUUUUUUGUUUAUUCUCAUUACCAACUUAUCCUCAUCAUCAUCAUAAUCACUUCAUUGCCAUAAUACAAAAUCUUAAAUUAAUUAUAAAGACCGUUUUCUGUUCUUCCCAUAAAACCCCUCUCUCUCUUUCAUUUAUAUUUCACAUUUUUUAUAAAACCGCAAACCCACACAAAAUUUUUCUCCCAUUCUUCAUUUCCUUCAGUUCUUCUCCCUCCUUUUCCUCUGUUCUUCAUCUCUGAUGCGAUUUUUCAGCUAAAAGGAACCAGAUUUGGGUGGAAAACCAAAAAAAAUGUCACAGUCCUGCAUAGAGUGUCUCAGUUUAAUCUCAACCGACGAUUUCCGGGUCAUCAAUCGCCGGCCGCCCGCCGCCAUCAAGCUCCCUUCGAUCCCCAUCCAACAGCAGCAGCAACAACAACUCAGAUGCCCGCCUUCCCCGGCCGCCGCGCCUCCGCCGCCGGAGCGCCGGGUCGUGGUGGCUAACCACCUCCCCAUCCGGGCCACGCCCGACCCGGACAGGCUGUCGACGGCGCCGUGGAGGUUCGAGCUCGACGAGGACUCCCUCUACCUCCAGCUCCGCGACGGGUUCUCGCCGGAAACAGAGGUCUGGUACGUCGGCUGCCUGAAGCCGGAAAUCGACCCGAGGUACCACGAGGAGAUUUCACAGACGCUGGCGGAGAAGUUCCGGUGCGUGCCCGUUUUCCUGCCGCCGGAGGUGCUCAACAAUUUCUACCACGGUUUCUGUAAGCACUACCUCUGGCCCCUCUUUCACUAUUUGUUGCCCAUCUCGCCGGCGCACGGCGGCGCCGCCCGAUUCGACCGGAAGAAUUGGCAGGCCUACGUCUCGGCGAACAAAAUCUUCGCGCAGAGAGUGGUCGAGGUGCUGAACCCAGAAGAGGAUUCGAUUUGGAUCCACGAUUACCAUCUCUUACUCCUCCCCACUUUUCUCAGGAAGAAGUAUCACAGAGUGAAAUUAGGGUUCUUUCUCCACAGCCCGUUUCCCUCUUCCGAAAUCUACAGGACGAUUCCCGUGAGGGAGGAGAUCCUUCGGGCUUUGCUCAAUUGCGAUUUGGUAGGGUUUCAUACUUUCGAUUACGCUCGCCAUUUCUUGUCCUGCUGUAGCAGAAUGUUGGGUCUGGAUUACGAAUCGAAGAGAGGGUAUAUUGGAUUGGAGUAUUUUGGGCGAACUGUGAGUAUCAAGAUCUUGCCGGUGGGGAUUCACAUGGGCCAGCUGGAAUCGAUUCUCAAAGGCGGGGAAAUCGUGGAGAAGGUGAAGGAGCUGAAGGAGAGGUUCAAAGGGAAGACUUUGAUUGUCGGGGUUGACGAUUUGGAUAUCUUCAAAGGGAUCAGCCUCAAGUUUCUCGCAAUGGGGAGGUUGCUGGAGCAGAAUCCUGAUUUGAGAGGCAAAGUGGUUCUGGUCCAGAUUUGCAAUCCGGCGAGGAGCAAAGGGAAGGAUGUGCGAGAAGUGGAGGACGAGAUCCAGUCGGUGGCAAAUUCGGUGAAUCGGAGGUUCGGUAGAGGACAAGAUGGGUACAGUCCGAUCGUGUUCAUCAAUGGCGGAGCUCUGACAACUCUGGAGAAAGCUGCUUACUAUGCCGUGGCAGAAUGCUGCGCGGUGAAUUGCAUCAGGGAUGGUAUGAAUUUGGUUUCUUACAAGUACACUGUUUGUAGGCAGGGGAGCCCUGUUCUGGACCAGAUGGGUAAUGAUGACGAUGUAGGCAAGGUUGAGAAGAAAAAGAGCGUCUUGAUCGUCUCCGAGUUCAUCGGGUGCUCGCCUUCGCUGAGCGGGGCGAUCAGGGUGAACCCGUGGAACAUCGAGGCAGUGGCGAGUGCAAUGUCUGAUGCGAUCACGAUGAAGGACGAGGAGAAGAGGAUGCGCCACGAGAAGCAUUACAAGUACAUCAGCUCCCACGAUGUGGCCUACUGGGCGAGGAGCUUCGAUCAGGACCUGGAACGGUCCUGUCGAGACCACUACAACAAGAGGUACUGGGGUGUUGGAUUCGGUCUCGGGUUCAGGAUCGUCGCAUUGGGUCCCAGCUUCAGGAAGCUCUCCAUCGAGCCGAUCGUGGCUGCCUACAAGAAGACUUCCACCUCCAGCAGGCUCAUCUUGCUCGACUACGACGGUACAAUGACCCCACAAGCAUCCGUCGACAAGUCCCCCAGCGACGAGGUGAUCACCGUCCUGAACCGCCUGUGCGAUGACCCCAGGAACGUAGUGUUCAUCGUCAGUGGGAGAGGCAAGGAGCCAUUGAGCAAGUGGUUCUCCCGGUGCCCCAAAUUGGGGAUCUCUGCUGAGCAUGGUUACUUCACUAGCUGGACGAGGGAAUCAUCGUGGGAGGCGUGCCCGGUGGUGAUGGACAGCGAUUGGAAGAAGAUAGCCGAGCCGGUGAUGGAGCUAUACACCGAGACGACGGAUGGAUCCUUCAUAGAGCACAAGGAGAGCGCACUGGUGUGGCAUUAUCAGGAGGCAGAUGCUCAUUUCGGGCAGAGCCAGGCCAAAGAACUGCUCGAUCACCUCGAGAAUGUGCUUGCCAAUGAGCCUGUAGUUGUCAAGAGAGGCCAGCACAUCGUUGAGGUCAAGCCCCAGGGAGUGAGCAAAGGCAUAGUGGUAUCGAACUUGGUCUCUACGAUGCAAAGCGAGGGCAAGUCCCCCGACUUCCUGCUCUGCAUUGGGGACGAUCGAUCCGACGAGGACAUGUUCGAGUCGAUUGUCAGACAAGUCGAGAACCCACAGUCUCCAUCCAUAGCCGAGGUGUUUGCCUGCACGGUGGGGCAGAAGCCAAGCAUGGCCAAGUACUACCUCGACGACACUAGUGAUGUGAUCAUGCUGCUUCAAGGGCUUGCUAAUGCUUCAGCAGUAGAAAGACCACCACGAAAUCAAGUUUAAUUACAAAAGUAAAGGAAGCAAAAGGUAACACCUUCUUGAAGUGCAAGUAUAGAAGAGAAGAAAAAGGUUAGUGAGAGUUCAAAUUAGGAGACAGAAACAAGACCCUGAAAUGGUAGUAAAAAAGAAAGAAUGAAAGAAAAGGUGGAGACUUUGUACAGUUGUUGUCGAUGAUGAUGAUGAUGAUAGAUUUACUGCAGAAGCUUACAGCAUGUUGAUUUCUUUUCCCCCACUGCUUUGUUGUUGCUUUUUUUUUGGUGAAGGGUUUAUAGUCAACAGUUCUCAUAUUUGACUGAUUCAUAUACACUGAUUCAUUCAUUGCAAGAACAGUUCCAUUUCUUUUGAGAGGUGAUUCUGCAGUUUGGUUAGGUUUUAAAACCAGAUAGGAUAAACACCUGCAUUACUGCCACUGCUACAAGACCAUAGGUGUUGCCUUGCAUCGUCGUUGCGUUCUGGAUACCUAACUUAUGACGAAACUUCCUUCUUUCCUCUUGGCGAUUGAUCCAAUAGUUAAUGAUGAGGAAUGAUGCUUGGAGUUGGAUAUUGGAUGUGUUUCUUUGUGUCCUUGUGAGCCUGGUCGAGGCAUUGUAGAAAUGUUCAUUUUCUUCAUAGAUUGAGCAGGAUGGCCCAACAGCCUAUUGCUCUAUGAGUGAUUUUGGGUUGAACAUGAUGAACACGGGCUCCAUCGAUCUCCAACUGUCACUUGGUUGGGCGCCUGCAGGUUCUGAAGCUGCAGGCGGCACGUGGAGAAAAAAAGUCAGUGGGCAGCCUGAAGUCCAAAUGGUGUAUGAACGAUGGGACAAUCGAUUCCGCACCACUUUGUACUCUUGUUUUGUCUCUCUUUCCCCACCACAAAAGGGAUACUUACAAAAGGUUCAGAUUUCCGGCAAAAAGUACCAAAAUAUAUAAUCUAAGGACUAAGAAAGACGGAGUUGCUUACACAAUAUAUUCGAGAAUAUACUCAACCGAGCAGAAAUUUUGGGAGUCAUCACUUAUCUUGAGCUUAUUAGGGACUAGUAACAGAGCUACAUCGUUGUUGUCGGACAAACAUAUAACUAAACGAAGAUUGAAAAGUGAUUGCAUAUAUGAUGAGUUAUUAUCAGUAGACUGAUUCUUACUUGUUCUAAGAUUCUAAUUCAACGAUGUGAAGCUAGUGUGCUCUUUUCUAUGUCUCUCCAACCAUUCCUCUAGCAAUAAAUCUUGGUUGCAUUU